UUUCGUUCGUCAAAGCAGCAAUCGUCGUCAAGGGGUUUCGAUGAUUUCAACGAUUUAUUUGCGACAAUAAAUAAUUCAUUGAUUGAUGAAGCGAUCGAUGCGUCCUUUGCUACGUGCAUAUUCCACAGUGUUCAAGCAUUCCAUCGACAUGAUCAACUCUGCUCUAAAGGCCGAGGUGAUAUUAUCAGAAAGUAAUCGUAAGGCUUGCAUCGAAAGAUUCAAAUCUAUGCUGUUUCCCAAGUUGAAGGACAAGGAUAUUCCAGAAGCUGCUGUUUUGAUCCCAUUAUGUUCCUACAAAGGAGAACUUGGUCUCUUAUACACACUGCGAUCCAUAAAACUCAGAUCUGGCGGAGGACAGGCAUCCUUUCCUGGUGGAAUGCGUGACAAGAGUGAUGCCGACCUGCAGGAAACAGCUUUGCGUGAGACCUGGGAGGAGCUAAGAAUCCCUAAGGAGAAAAUCGACGUGUGGACCACGGGAAACCUCAUCGGCAAGACGGACGUCAAUGUGAUGCCCGUCCUGGCUUACGUCGGCGAGGUGGUGCCGGAGGAAUUGGAGAUCAAUCAUGACGAGGUGGACGAGGCGUUCGUGAUCAGCUUGCAGAAGUUAUGCGACCCCGAGCUGUGUCACUUCACGUACUUCCGUCACGUCAAUCUCACCCUGCCGAGUUAUUCGGGCGGCAAAUAUCGCGUCUGGGGAUUCACUGGGGCCAUCACUCACUUUGUGCUCAAGUGUUUGGUACCGGAGGUCUAUAGACACGAGAUUCACGAAGUGCAGAGGCUCAGGAAGAAGGGAGAAACGAAAACGAAAAGAACUUUCGAGCAGGAUGCGACACGAUCGAAAAUGUGAUGACCGGAGUGUUGAACCUUUUAUGUGUUCACAAAUUGCGACGUUGUAGAUUAAUCAAAAAUUUUAUUAACAAAUAAUUCAGAUGUAUUUUUAUAACGUUACACAAGAGUUAAUAGAAUUCUUAACAAUUUUUGUUUAAAUUUUCGAGCGGUCAGUAUAGAACUUUUUGAGACUUGGAUUGUUGGUAUAACUUUAACAUACGGGAAUGUUACAAAAUUGUUGCAGUAUAUAUAUAUAUAUAUAUGCAAUAUAUAUAUCGUACCUGUAAUUUUAGUAGAUGUUAAGAGCAUAAAAGGAAAUUACUCUUAGACAUUUCUAGUUUUUAAUGUUUAAUUGGAAAUAAAACAAAUGUAUAUUUUU
This is a messenger RNA of Nylanderia fulva, 1207 nucleotides long. RefSeq names its product mitochondrial coenzyme A diphosphatase NUDT8. Lineage: Eukaryota; Metazoa; Arthropoda; Insecta; Hymenoptera; Formicidae. Gene Ontology annotation, molecular function: coenzyme A diphosphatase activity. The record is from RefSeq and is a predicted model, not a curated record.